GCACACAGUUGAUAAGACAGAGAACAGAGCAGGUUUUACAGACCCUGCUCUUUCUGAGGGAUCCUGGGCAUUGCAGAGAUGGCCACAGGACUCCAACCUUGGCCCUGGGCUCUUCUCGGGCUGGCUCUCUGUGCUGCCUGCCUGGGCUUUGUCGAAGGGGGGAAGCUGCUGGUGAUUCCCAUGGAUGGCAGCCAUUGGCUCAGCAUGCGUGAAGUGGUCCAGGAGCUCAGUCUGAGAGGCCAUCAAAGUGAUGUCCUGGCCCCGGAAUUGUCCCAGCACAUCAGGGAAGGACAGUACUACUCUUUGAGGACCUUUCCAGUCACUUUCAGUAAGGACCUUUUUAAUGAGUUAACCGGAUCUCAUUUCCAAUGGUCAUUUGAUCCAAAACCAUUUCUGAAGAGAUUUUUUGACAUUGUUAUACUCUUUAAGAUGAUAACUGACAUGUAUUUUAGCUUUUGUAAGGACUUGAUGUAUAACAAGGAACUGAUGAAUUCCCUGGAAGAGGCCCACUACGAUGCCAUUUUAACUGAUCCUGUUUCUCCCUGUGGAGCCCUGGUGGCACAGUAUCUGUCCGUUCCAGCCGUUUAUUUCUUACGAGGACUCCCCUGUGGUGUAGAAGCUGAAAGCACUCGGUGCCCAGACCCAUCUUCCUAUGUCCCCAGACUGGCCACAGAAAACACAGACCAGAUGACAUUCCUACAGCGGGUAAAGAACAUUCUAUAUCCUUUGCCCCAGAGCAUGGUGUGCCAUGCAUAUGUGAAACCCUAUGAAAUCCUGGCUUCUGAACUCCUUCAAAGAGAUAUGAGUAUAGUGGAUGUUCUGAGCUAUGGAUCUGUGUGGCUUCUGAGGUCAGACUUUGUGAUGGAUUACCCUAAACCCAUCAUGCCAAACAUGGUCUUCAUUGGGGGCAUCAACUGUGCCAGUGCCAAGCAACUUAAUCAGGAAUUCGAAGCCUAUGUGAAUGCUUCUGGGGAGCAUGGAGUUGUGAUCUUCUCCCUGGGCUCUAUGGUCUCAGAAAUCCCAAUGACCAAAGCCAUGGAAAUCGCUGAAGCUUUGGGCACAAUACCUCAGAUGGUAUUGUGGCGAUACACUGGAACACCACCAUCUAAUCUAGCCAAGAAUACCAAACUUGUGAAAUGGCUCCCACAGAAUGAUCUGCUUGCUCAUCCAAAGACCCGGGCAUUCAUCACUCAUGCUGGAUCUCAUGGGAUCUAUGAAGGGCUGUGUAAUGGAGUGCCAAUGGUGUUGAUGCCUUUGUUUGGAGAUCAGAUGGACAAUGCUAAACGCAUGGAGUCAAGAGGGGCAGGAGUAACCCUGAACGUCCUUGAAAUGACAUCUGAUGAUCUCAGCAAGGCACUGAAGAAGGUUAUCAAUGAUAAAAGCUACAAGGAAAACAUCAUGCGCAUGUCAGCUCUUCAUAAAGAUCGGCCUAUCAGCCCCCUUGACCUUGCUGUGUUUUGGGUGGAAUUCGUGAUGAGAAACAAAGGGGCCCCACAUUUACGCGCUGCUGCCCAUGACCUCAACUGGAUCCAGUACCAUUCCUUGGAUGUCAUGGCUUUCCUCCUGGCUAUUGUAUUGACUGUUGUACUAAUUGCUAUAAAAUGCCUCAAGUUUUGUUUCCAGAAAUGCUUUGGCAAAAAAGGAAGACCUAACAAAGCCACCAAACCUAAGUCUCAUUGAGCCACACUUUGAAAACUAGAUGAAAUUUUAGUUUGUUCUCUCUAUGGUUUCAGAAAAUGUACCCAUAAGAAUUACAUGCACACCCAAGCACACAAAUACACAUAUGUACCCUCAUGCAAACAGCUCAUUUUCCAAUCAAUUUUUGAUAAAGAAAAUCUUAAUCUUAUUUUGUUGUUUAUUGAAGUAGGAACAUAGAGCCCGAGAGCUAGAAGAUGACCAUUUAGUUCAACCACCUCAUAUCAUAGCUGAGGAAAUGGAAGUGCAAUGAGGGCAAACUUUUGGACUGAAGAUGAGUCUUAGAGGAGGGACCUGAUAUCUGAUUUCCCAUUUCACAUGGAGUAGAGAUCAGCUGCCCUCAGUUUGGCCUAAGAGGAUAGAAUUAAGAACAAUGAGGACUAAGGGAAUUAGAUCAUUUAUGUCAGGGUCAGUGAAGACCUCAUAACAAUUGGAACUAUCCAGCAGUCAUGGCCUGCCUCAGGUAGAAGUGAGUUACCAUUCACUGGAGCUUUCCAAGUCAGCCCUGGAUGACCAGUGCCUGGGAGGUUGUGUAAAUACAACCUGGGAGAUUGAUCCAGGCACAAGUUUGAGUCGAUGACCACUGAAGUCUUUUCCAACUCUCAAAUACUGUGAUUCUAAGACCUUCUCUGGGGUUACACGGCUACUUUGCAGCUGAGCUAUGGCAGAAGCCAGGUCUUCUGACUGUUAGCCCUCCUUUCUCCCUUUCAAGACACUAUGCUGUCAAGACUCAAAACGCUAGAACAUGACUGCAGAAUCGAUUCUUCUUCCCCAUUCUUCAAGAUUCUAGCUUCAAAUCCUUUGCUUAGAACAACUGCAUGAGUCAAUUAUCCAUUUGGAAUCAUUUUUUUUUAAACUGGAAACACAUACAGCACCCCUUUUAUGUGGCUUCUUAAUGAGUUGUGAUUGUAAAUCAUUUAUUAUCAAUGUUAAUGCAUCACCCCACCACCUUCUCUCUAGUUCCAGCCUCUAUUUCUUUUCAAAACGCUGCUGGCUGAUUCCUUCCAUUAGGGCUCAAGAUUCAUGCAAUCCCUUUGGACACAGGAAGAUGGGCACAUCUGCUAAGUUGGACUGCUGCUUAUCUUCAUAAUGUUUGGAAUUAGACUGUGUCCCUCAAAUGAAAUGGAUUGUUUCGGCAUUUCAAGACCAAUAUAGAUCAGGCCAAACAAAGAAAAAUGUCACGUGGUGCUCUGCUAGUACAAAUGGAUCGAAAUGUUAUCAGUCAUCCAGAAACAGUGUUUGUAGCAAAGUCACAAGUAAUCAUAUUGCUCAAAACACAUCAAAAUAUAUGAAUAAAUCCCUAACUGUUUUUCCUGGA
This is a messenger RNA of Trichosurus vulpecula (common brushtail), 3013 nucleotides long. Its product is annotated as UDP-glucuronosyltransferase 1-2-like. Gene Ontology annotation, molecular function: UDP-glycosyltransferase activity. Bases 79 to 1680 code for a protein of 533 amino acids. Lineage: Eukaryota; Metazoa; Chordata; Mammalia; Diprotodontia; Phalangeridae. The transcript has 5 exons. The record is from RefSeq and is a predicted model, not a curated record.